GUUGCAUCAGCCGAACCCAUGCAGAAAUAAAUUCAAAAUUUUAAAUCUAAUUUUCUUGGUCAUUAAGAGUGAAUGUGAAAACAAAUCGGUUACUAUAUAUAACGAGAUCUAAGGUGACAAAGUUGUAUCAGUGUUCACCAAAGUCUCUUAUCAGUAAAACAGUGGUUUCAGAUUUCCAAAAUCAAGAUGAUUGCCCAGGUAACAGCAUUAGUAGCACUCUUAGCUUUUGCCCAUGCAGGUUUGCUUGAUGGAGGGUUAGGUUAUGGAGGUAUUUCGUCAAUUGGAGGUUCUGGAAUCGCUAUUGCUGGAAAAGAAACUGUAGUGGACCUGAUUUCCCCUCCGAAAUACGAAUACAAAUAUGCUGUCCAAGAUCCUCACACUGGAGAUUUGAAAGAGCAACAAGAAAGUAGAAUCGAUGACCUGACCAAGAGCGAAUAUGCCGUAGCCGAAAAGGACAGGAAAAUUGCCGUAUCCAGGGUCAUUACCAAGAGUAUCCCGUUGGUCAAGAAGGGUUAUUAAUUAAGAAUAUAAAAGACUGUCC
Psylliodes chrysocephalus is the source of this 541-nucleotide messenger RNA. Lineage: Eukaryota; Metazoa; Arthropoda; Insecta; Coleoptera; Chrysomelidae. The record is from the annotation of a GenBank genome assembly.